GUGAUAGAAAUAGUUGUAACAAAAUGGAAAAAUAAUUGGUGUUUACGCUUAGUACGGAUCAUUGGCGUAGAGGCGUUAAUUGACAUUGGUUACCUGAUUUUUUUACGAAAUUUCAGUUUAUUUUAGUGACGUUAUAUAUAGCAAAAGGUCCGAUUCAAAUUGAGAUGAUGCGCGCGCACUUAAUUUUCACGCUCCUACGGUCCGAAUUGUAUAGAUCCGCCACUAUAUUUUCAGAACCGUCCAUUACGAAAGAGUCCACCUUUAUUGGAUAAAGGACGAUGAAACGGAUAAUAUUAAAUUGUUUGUUAAGAAACGAAACGAAAACGAAUUAUACCGCGUGUAGAGCGUUUUUUAAAAAUUCUCAUAUACAUUCGUAUCAUUCCUUUAAUGAAAAUGCAGAUCUUACUCAAUAUAAUGAAGGAAAAAUUCCACAAAGACGGAAAUAUUCUUUUAUCCAUGACCCAAAUUAUUCGUUUUUAUCCUCAGAACAAGAUGAACCGGAAGGGGCUCUUUUUGAAAUGUUCAAAAAUCAAGAAACUGGGUUGUUAUCAAUGGGAAAAUUUUUAGCGGCUCUUAGAAAUACUGGUUUACGUAAAAAUGACCCGCGUUUGAAAGAAAUGAUGGACAAUAUCAAAAGGGCACAAAAAAGAUCAAACGCAGAGGGUGGCUCAAUUGACACUCAAAAACUCGAUCUUGAUACAUUCCGUAGUAUUGUAAGUCAAAAUAUAGGAUUAAUUACGCGAGCGUUUAGGCAUCAAUUUAUUAUUCCCGACUUCCAAACGUUUUCGAAAGAUAUCGAGGAAAUCUACUGGAAAUGUAAAGAUAAUCGAAACGGAAAGGUGGCAGAUUAUAUUCCGCAAUUAUCUCGGAUGAAUCCGAACCACUGGGGAGUUAGUAUAUGCACCAUCGAUGGACAACGAUUCUCAAUAGGAGACGUCAACGUACCUUUUACUCUCCAAUCUUGCAGCAAACCAUUAACAUAUGCUAUAGCUUUAGAUGAACUUGGGCAAGAUGUUGUUCAUAAUUACGUUGGACAAGAACCUAGUGGAAGAAAUUUUAAUGAAUUAAUUUUAGAUCAUAAUAAAAAACCACAUAAUCCCAUGAUAAACGCAGGAGCAAUUUUAGUAUGUGCAUUAUUAAAAACAUUAGUAAAACCUGAAAUGACAUUGGCGGAAAAAUUUGAUUUUACAAUGAAUUAUUUUGAACGAUUAGCUGGUGGUGAUGACUUAGGUUUUAAUAAUGCCGUGUUUCUUUCUGAAAGGGAAGCGGCUGAUAGAAAUUACGCUUUAGGGUUCUUUAUGAGAGAACAUAAAUGUUAUCCCGAGAAAACUAGUUUCCGGGAAUGUAUGGAUUUUUAUUUCCAAUGUUGUUCAAUGGAAGCUAAUUGCGAUAUUUUGUCGGUUAUGGCAGCUACUUUAGCGAAUGGUGGAAUAUGUCCUUUAACGGAAGAGAAAGUUUUAAACUCAGAAAGCGUUCGAGAUACUUUAUCGUUAAUGCAUAGUUGUGGGAUGUACGAUUAUUCUGGUCAAUUCGCUUUUAAAGUUGGUCUUCCAGCAAAAUCUGGAGUUUGUGGUGGCUUAAUUGUAGUUAUUCCCAACGUAAUGGGUAUUAGUACUUGGUCGCCGCCAUUAGAUGCCUUAGGAAACAGUUGCAAAGGAGUACAGUUUUGCGAAGAGUUGGUGAAAAAAUUUAAUUUCCAUCGGUACGAUAAUUUAAGACACGCAACCAAUAAAUCUGAUCCAAGGAGGCAUAAAUUUGAAACAAAAGGUUUAAAUAUAGUCAAUUUACUGUUUUGCGCCGCCAGUGGAGAUAUCACAGCUUUAAGACGCCAUAAAUUAUCCGGUAUGGAUAUGACGUUAUCCGAUUACGACGGAAGAACAGCUUUGCAUUUAGCAUCGGCUGAGGGACACGUAGAAUGUGUUGAUUUCUUAUUAAAAUAUUGCAACGUUAAAUACAAUGUUAAAGAUCGAUGGGGGAAGACCCCAACCGAUGAAGCUUUGGCGUUUGGGCAUAUGCAAGUAGUCGAAUUAAUUCAAAAUUGGGAAAACCAAGUUACAGAUGAUACCAAAAAAGAGGAGGAAAAGAAAGAUUGGGAAAAAGGCGAUGAUAGUACUCCAAUUCCACCUCACACAACCUAAAUGUACAAAAAUUUCCAUUUUUAUUCUUAUUGUAAUAGUAUAAUUUUUAAAACAAAUCUAAAUUCGCAGAGCUUCUUGUGAUCGUUUACACAUUUCGUUAUACAGGUGGUCUUUUUAACUUGAAAUAAGAAAUAAAAUUGACUUAUCUUAAAUUAAAAGGACUACUGCGUUGUGAUUUAUGCGUAUCAGUAUUAAAUUUCCAUUUUCUUUUGUUUAGUUAGCAAUAAUGUACUAAAUUUUAAUCAAUUAUGUCUAUUCUAAUGUGAAAUUAUCUCGGACAAUAAAUUUAAAUCUGUUGA
Messenger RNA from Onthophagus taurus, 2437 nucleotides. It is a transcript of the gene GLS, whose product is annotated as Glutaminase. Gene Ontology annotation, biological process: L-glutamine catabolic process. Gene Ontology annotation, molecular function: protein binding; glutaminase activity. The record is from RefSeq and is a predicted model, not a curated record. NCBI's taxonomy places the organism in Eukaryota, Metazoa, Arthropoda, Insecta, Coleoptera, Scarabaeidae.